CCCCCCCCCCCCCCCCGGCUGCAGGUCGACCGUCAGACGCCCGCAUAUACAUACAAUUACGACCCUACCUACGCCUACAUAACACGGCCUCCCUCGACAGCCUUGCGUCUGACACGCCGAACGACAGACCGAACGCGUUGGCUGCGUGGACAACUUAAGGGCCUUUCUCUCCGGUCCCCCAAAUCCCUGUCAAAUUGGCACCCAGAGAAAGAAAUAUGAAGACAAUUAAAGAUACCGCUCGCUCGUCGUAGCUCGGCACUGCAGUCUCCUACCCUGCGAUCCCUCGAAGCUAUCGCUGAUGGCCUCGUUAUAACGAAAUAUUUCACCACCGAACUUCCACUUAUCAAUACUGUUCCUCGAACCCGCAACGCCAUUAUUUAUACCUCCUCCUCCUCCCCCCACUACCACAAUGGCUCACCAACCCACCAUACCGGCGCAGCCGCCGCGGCGUGCCAUGCCCUCCAAAGUUCAGACGAGCUUCCUACCUACUAUACCCUCCACCUCGGUCCCCACUUCCGCCAUAAGUGCCUCCUCCUUGACGUCCAGCUCGCAGCAGGCGUCUCCGGUACUCUCCCCUCAGACACAACUCACAACAAGCAACAGCUCUGUGCAGGGCUCACCUGGGCCCGACCUACCCAAGGGCAGCUGUGAUAGUGACCUUCCACCCCCCUUCGAGCUUCCCGAAUCCAUUGUCCACCGAAAGAACAGCCACAGUGCCAUGAGCGAGGCAAUGGCUUUAAAUAAAGGUCCGGGCAUCAUCAGGAGACUAUCAAAUAAGGCUUCUCAGUUUGCUGGGCGCCGCCGACAGUCGUCUGCCGCUGCCAAUAGCCGCGAUCACAGCUCGGGACCGGUCAUCAUGCGGAGGCGAAGUGACAGCACCAGCACGGCGCCGGAGGUCCGACCAGUGCUGCUCACGGAGUCCGACGAUGAGAGCCGAGAUGAUACACGAGACGAUAUGAAUGGCUUCGCUGAUGGGAUGAAGGAGUACUAUAGCAAUGGCAGCCCCACUGGAUCCAUCUCUGGGGUGCCCAUCAACGACGGUCCGGUUAUACCGGCAGUGCUUCUCCAGGGCACAACGAUGCUCAAGGUGUCGAAGAAGAAGAGGAAGCUGCUUACAUUUGCUCUCGAUAUCGAUGCCGCAAAGGUCUCAUGGGACAAGAACAGACCGUCAAAGGCUUUCUACAUUGACGACAUCAAAGAAAUUCGCUCGGGGUCAGACGCGCGGAAUUAUCGCUCAGAGUUUGGCGUGCCGGCCUGUGACGAACGCCGCUUUUUCUCAAUCCUCUACGUGAUAUCUGAUAAAUCGAAAGGCCGAUCGCAGAAAUUGAUGCAUUUAAUUGCCGGUGAUGACAGGACCUUUGAGCUAUGGACGACUACCCUCGAUGCCAUCUCGAAACAUCGACACGAGUUGAUGGCGUCGCUGUCGUCCUUCAACGACAAGGCGGUCCGCGCGUACUGGCGUCGUGAGAUGAAUAAGCAGUUUGGCGACAGGGCGCACUCCGAGGACGAGGAGAUGAUUGAUAUCACAGGCGUUGAGCGCCUUUGCCGGAGCUUACACAUCCAUGGUGUCAACAAUCAUUUGCGUGCCAAAUUUGCCCAGGUCGAUGAGCUGAAGUGCGGGCUACUUACAUAUGGCCAGUUCCAGGAGCUCAUCAAUCUCAUGAAGAGGCGCGAGGACGUGCGGGCUCUGUAUAACGAGCUCACCGUGCCGGAUAAGAAGGGCAUUACCCUCGAGGACUUCCUGGUGUUCUUGAAGGACACGCAAGGUGAGGAUGUCGAGGGCCGUCGCACUCACUGGACGACUGUGUUCAGCAAGUUUGUCCGGAGAUCGAAGACCAAGGAGCAAGCCCAGCAAGACCUCCAAAACGGCGAGACUCCAUUGAUGAACGAGUCCGCUCUGGCGAGCUACCUUACCUCUACAUAUAAUGUUCCGAUUAAAGAUGUUCCAGCAAACUUCACCCUCGACCGACCACUUCACGAGUACUAUAUAUCAAGCUCUCAUAACACGUACCUUCUAGGAAGGCAGGUUGCAGGCCAAUCGAGCGUCGAGGCCUAUAUCUCAGCACUGUCGAAGGGUUGUCGCUGCGUCGAGGUCGACUGCUGGGAUGGCAGCGAGGGUCCUGUCGUCAUGCACGGCAGGACACUGACGAGCCAAGUCUCGUUCGCCGAUGUCAUGACUACGAUCAGCAAGUAUGCUUUCGUCAGCUCUCAGUUCCCGCUGUUGAUCUCUCUCGAAGUCCACUGCAGCCGACAGCAGCAAAUCAUGAUGGCGGAGAUCAUCAAGGCGACCUGCGGAUCGAAACUCGUCACUGAGCCACUGGACCCGAACUCCCAGCAGCUGCCAAGCCCGUCACAGCUGAUGAAUCGCAUCCUGAUCAAGGUCAAGAUGCCUUGUGAUGAGCCGGCCUUCAACGCCGAGGUGACAGCUGGCCGGAGACGCGGAGCCAGCGUCAACUCUCCGUACGUGCGACCGAUCGUGCUUGACAACACCAUGAUCCCAAACGCGUCGAUCCUGCAAAGCCCACCGAUGAGCCCUCGCCAACGUCCCACCAUGGGCAUCACCCGCAGUCAGACUACAAGCAUACGAUCCCCCCAACAUGCCGGCGAGAGCCAGGACAGCCUGAGCAACAGCACGAGCGAGAGCGAGAGCAUGAACGACGACGGUUCCGAGAAGCGCAAGCAGCAGAGCAACAUUGUCAAGGUUCUCGGCGACCUAGGGGUGUACACCGCAGGCGUCAAGUUCCACGGCUUCGACACGCCAGAGAGCAAGACCUACAACCACAUCUACUCCUUCAUGGAAGCGACAUUCACGAAGAACAGCAAGACGCCCGACACCAAGCGCGCGCUCGUGCGCCACAACAUGCGCCACAUGAUGCGCGUGUACCCCAACGGGUGGCGCGUCGCCUCGACCAACUUCGAUCCGCUGACCUACUGGCGCCGUGGCGUGCAGAUGGCCGCGCUUAACUGGCAGACCUACGAUCUUGGCAUGCAGAUCAACGAUGCCAUGUUCGAAGGCGGCACCGAUGUUUCCGGCUACGUUCUCAAGCCCAGCGGCCUGCGCGAGAUCACCAUGCUCCCCAAUGUCCCCGAGGCCGCUGGCGAGGGCUACGUCAAGCGAGAGCGCAAGCUGGUCACCUUCAGCAUCGAGGUUAUCUCCGCGCAGCAGCUCAUGCGACCCAAGAACCUCCCCGCCACCCGCACCGUCGACCCCUACGUCGAAGUCGAAGUCUUCCACGCCGACGACAAAGCCAAAGACGUCGCAGGCGUAGUAGGCGAAGGCGGACCCGACGCCGCCGGCCGCGGCGGUUCCUCUGGUCUCGGCGCCCCGCGCCGCCUGCGCACCCAGAUCGUGCCUGAGAACGGUUUCAAUCCGCUCUUCAACCAGAAAUUCAAGUUCGCGCUGACGACUAAGUACCCCGACCUCGUGUUCGUGCGCUGGACGGUGCGCGCGUCGCGCGAUGGACAUAGCUACGACGACCGCGGCACGCCGCUGGCGACGUAUACGGCGAAGUUGGGGAGCUUGAAGCAGGGAUACCGCACGUUGCCGCUGAUGGACGCGAAUGGUGACCAGUUUCUCUUCUCGACUUUGUGCUGUAAGGUCAAGGUUAAGGAGGCCACGAGCAUUUAUGUCGAUGGCCCGCCUGAGGCAGUCGGGAAGCUGAAGAGUCUUGGUCGCUCUAUCAUUGGGCGUGCGCAGAGCACGCCGGUGACGCCGAAGACGCUGGAUAGUGCGUAGACGCGCACGCCGUGGAGGACGUCUUGUUUACUUGUAUUAUACCACCCCUUUCGGGGCUUGUUUCGACAACACAUCACUUAUCUGAUCAUCAUAAUACCCGCUCAACCUCAAAUUACACAUCAACUACUACUCUCUCAAAGCAACAACGAGAUCAACCACACUCACAAACUACACUAUACCACUAUACUAUCUCGAUGAUACGAUACCACAAACCACACACACCGCCCAUCUGGGCAAAACCUUGCACAUAUUUCGUCCUUUUUGUUUUUGAGCACACCGAGACAUACCCCUAUAGCUAUGAGUUUUUAUUUACCCAUUUUUUACCGGUUUCAAACGGGAGGAGAACUGGGGGGCAGGAAACCCCCCACAUAUAUACACUCCCUGGCGCUUUCGCAGCAGGUCUGCAUUGUGUGUCCCCAACGACCGCACCUCUUAACGACAUACCAAUUUCCUUUUUUGUCUUGUCCAUGAUCUGGCAUCUGAUCGAAAUCGUUUGUUCUGUUUUUUUCUUUUGUCUUCUGCUUCUGUUUUUGAUGUUUAUCUGGCGAAUUACAAACGGAUAUUUGGGGGAUGGAGACAGGGAUUUGCUCCUCCCACCAUGGGGAAUUUGGGAAUACUGGGAAAUACCGGGAUUAUGGGAAUUUGGGAAUUGGGAUCGGGA
Molecule: messenger RNA, 4397 nt
Organism: Pseudogymnoascus verrucosus
Lineage: Eukaryota; Fungi; Ascomycota; Leotiomycetes; Thelebolales; Thelebolaceae
Gene: PLC1
Product: Phospholipase C
Exons: 1
Coding region: 410-3736 (1108 amino acids)
Biological process (GO): lipid metabolic process; phosphatidylinositol-mediated signaling
Molecular function (GO): phosphatidylinositol-4,5-bisphosphate phospholipase C activity
Source: RefSeq, a predicted model, not a curated record